AUGCGUGCAUUAAUUGCUGUGUCUCUCCCCCUCUCCCUCUCUUUUCUCUUUCACAUUAGUUUGAAUUCCAUUACUUUUUCACUCUUCUCCUUCCCUUCCCAUAACGCUUCUUCUCGUCUCAUCCUUGUUCUUAGCUUUUCUUCUUCACUUUCGUCGUCAGUGGCUCCGGAAAUCACCGGUGAAAAGCGGAAGGCCGAUCGCAGCGGCUGGGUCCCGAGACCCCUUCCGCCUCCUCCUCCGCCCUCCCGCCUCUCGCCUCCGUUCUCCGCCCCCCGGCUUCCACCUCCCCCCUCCCGCCUCCGCCUCGUCGCCUCAGCCUCGCGGCCUCCGCCCUCUCACCUUCCGCCUCCGUCCUCCCGCCUCCACCUCCCCCUCGCGGCUUCCGCCUCGUCGCCUCCCCCUUGCGGCCUCCGCCUCAACCUCGUGGCCUCCGCCCUCCCGCGCCUGUCCUCUCGCCUCCGCCUUCGCCAGCCUCGCGGCCUCCGCCUCCGCCCUCCCACCUUCCGCCUUCGUCCUCCUGCCUCCGCCUCCUUCUCCGCCCUCCCGCUCGUUGCCUCCCCCUCACGGCCUCCGCCUCGUCGCCUCAGCCUUGCGGCCUCCACCUCCGCCCCCGUCCUCCGCCUCCGCCUCAGCCUCGUGGCCUCCGCCGGAGAAAAGUCGCCUCCGCCCUCCCGCUUCCACCUCCGCAAUCAGUCAAAUUUUUUUUUUGUUGGUGUUAAGACAGAUAAUUGUCGGGGGUUUGUGCAAUGGGUUGAAGAUUAUAUUGAAGAAUGCAGGAUCUGUUCGCCUAAAAAUGUGGACGCAGUCAAUUCUGGAGAGGCAUCAAGCGAAAAUGAAGAAUUGGCAAUCAUAAAAGGAGAUUUGAAGUUAAUUAGAAGAAAAAUAGGCUUUAUUAUGUCAAUGAUAAUAUUAUAUGGAGUCAUCGUAAUUAUAGGAGUUAAUCUUGAUGGUUAUGUAGAACUUCCUUUACUUUACUAUGAUCAGUUUAACAAAAGUUAA
Molecule: messenger RNA, 999 nt
Organism: Syzygium oleosum
Lineage: Eukaryota; Viridiplantae; Streptophyta; Magnoliopsida; Myrtales; Myrtaceae
Product: formin-like protein 3
Exons: 3
Coding region: 1-999 (332 amino acids)
Source: RefSeq, a predicted model, not a curated record